This is a messenger RNA of Gorilla gorilla gorilla (western lowland gorilla), 4403 nucleotides long. It is a transcript of the gene ZSCAN20, whose product is annotated as zinc finger and SCAN domain containing 20. The coding region runs from base 353 to 3484 and encodes 1043 amino acids. Lineage: Eukaryota; Metazoa; Chordata; Mammalia; Primates; Hominidae. Gene Ontology annotation, biological process: regulation of transcription by RNA polymerase II. Gene Ontology annotation, molecular function: RNA polymerase II cis-regulatory region sequence-specific DNA binding; DNA-binding transcription activator activity, RNA polymerase II-specific. The record is from RefSeq and is a predicted model, not a curated record. The transcript has 8 exons. Gene Ontology annotation, cellular component: nucleus.
GGGCCGCCCCCGGCGCUCGCGCGGUUCCUUCUGGGAAUUGUGGUCUCAGACGUUCCAUUCCCAGGGUGGCGCCGCUCGGACUCCGCGUCCCAGCAUUCCCUGCACGAGCCCGGGAGCACUUCCGCCCUGUUGUGAAGUGGGUGUCUCGGUGGGUGAGUCCGGGUGGCGGGGCGGGGGCAGCUGAGACGCAGGCUCUGGGCUGGAGACUUAGGAGGUGGUGGUGACACAGGGGGCUGGGGAAGAGCCUUGGGGAGCAGUCCCUUUUCUAGGAGCCUCUUGAAGGACUCACCGUAGAUGCAGGAAGACAUUGGAUGAGGUCAAAGUAGCUGAAGUGAGGUGUCUGGGGUAGACAAUGGCUAUGGCCCUGGAAUUGCAAGCCCAGGCAUCUCCGCAGCCAGAGCCUGAAGAACUCCUUAUUGUGAAACUGGAAGAGGACUCUUGGGGAUCAGAAUCCAAACUCUGGGAGAAGGACCGUGACUCUGUCUCUGGCCCAGAGGCCUCCCGCCAGCGCUUCAGGCAAUUCCAAUACAGGGAUGCAGCUGGACCCCACGAGGCCUUCAGCCAGCUCUGGGCUCUCUGCUGUCGUUGGCUGAGGCCGGAGAUCCGUCUCAAAGAGCAGAUCCUGGAGCUGCUCGUGCUGGAGCAGUUCCUGACUAUCUUGCCUAGGGAGGUCCAGACCUGGGUGCAGGCACGCCACCCUGAGAGUGGUGAGGAGGCUGUGGCCUUGGUGGAGGAUUGGCACCGAGAGACCAGGACUGCAGGACAGUCGGAACUGGACUUGUAUACAGAAGAGACCAGGCCCUUAAAGACAGGGGAAGAAGCUCAGAGCUUCCAGCUGCAGCCAGUGGAUCCCUGGCCUGAGGGACAGUCCCAGAAGAAGGGGGUGAAGAAUACAUGCCCUGACCUUCCCAAUCACCUAAAUGCCAAGAUGGCACCACAGCCUUUGAAAGAGAGUGCUGUCCUCACUCCCCGAGUCCCUACUCUCCCAAAGAUGGGGAGCGUUGGAGAUUGGGAGGUGACAGCUGAGUCCCAGGAAGCCCUGGGCCCUGGCAAACAUGCUGAGAAGGAGCUCUGUAAAGACCCCCCAGGAGACGACUGUGGGAACAGCGUGUGCCUGGGAGUUCCAGUUUCAAAACCAAGUAAUACCUCCGAGAAAGAACAAGGACCAGAGUUUUGGGGUCUAAGUCUUAUAAAUUCUGGGAAAAGGAGCACUGCAGAUUACAGCCUGGAUAAUGAGCCAGCUCAGGCAUUGACCUGGAGGGAUUCAAGAGCCUGGGAGGAACAAUACCAGUGGGAUGUGGAGGACAUGAAGGUGUCAGGUGUUCACUGGGGCUAUGAGGAGACCAAGACUUUCCUGGCAAUUUUGAGUGAAUCUCCUUUCUCUGAAAAGCUCCGGACUUGUCACCAGAACCGCCAGGUAUAUCGGGCCAUUGCAGAGCGGCUAAGGGCAAGGGGCUUCCUGCGGACACUGGAGCAAUGUCGCUAUAGGGUCAAAAACCUCCUACGGAAUUACCGGAAAGCCAAGAGCAGCCACCCACCAGGUACCUGCCCCUUCUAUGAGGAGCUGGAGGCCCUGGUCAGGGCUCGGACAGCCAUCAGAGCCACAGAUGGCCCAGGAGAGGCCGUGGCACUUCCCAGGCUCGGGGAUAGUGAUGCAGAGAUGGAUGAGCAGGAGGAAGGGGGCUGGGAGCCUGAAGAAAUGGCAGAAGACUGUAAAGGUGCCGGCCUGGUCAAUGAUGAGUCUACCCAGGGGCCCAGGAUUGCAGGGGCCCCAGCUCUGUUCCAGAGUCGUAUUGCAGGUGUGCACUGGGGCUAUGAGGAGACCAAGGCCUUCCUGGCAAUUCUCAGUGAGUCCCCAUUCUCGGAAAAGCUUCGCACCUGUCACCAGAACAGCCAGGUGUACCGGGCCAUUGCAGAGCGGCUGUGUGCUCUGGGCUUCCUGCGGACACUGGAGCAGUGUCGCUACAGAUUCAAAAACCUCCUUCGAAGCUACCGGAAAGCCAAGAGCAGCCACCCACCAGGGACAUGCCCUUUCUAUGAGGAACUGGACUCGCUGAUGAGGGCUCGGACUGCAGUCAGGGCCAUGGGGACUGUCCGGGAGGCUGCAGGUCUCCCUAGGUGUGGGCAGAGUAGUGCUGAGACUGAUGCCCAGGAGGCCUGGGGUGAAGUGGCCAAUGAAGAUGCUGUCAAACCUUCAACCUUGUGUCCUAAAGCCCCAGACAUGGGUUUUGAAAUGAGGCAUGAGGAUGAAGACCAGAUUUCAGAGCAGGACAUUUUUGAGGGUUUGCCUGGAGCCUUAUCAAAAUGUCCUACAGAAGCUGUUUGCCAACCUCUUGACUGGGGAGAAGACAGUGAAAAUGAAAAUGAAGAUGAAGGGCAGUGGGGAAAUCCCUCACAGGAACAGUGGCAAGAAAGUUCUUCUGAAGAGGACUUAGAAAAACUUAUUGACCAUCAAGGCCUGUACCUUGCAGAGAAACCCUACAAGUGUGACACAUGCAUGAAGAGCUUCAGUCGGAGCUCCCACUUCAUUGCCCACCAGCGAAUCCACACAGGUGAGAAGCCCUACAAAUGCCUUGAAUGUGGAAAAAACUUUAGUGACCGCUCUAACCUCAAUACCCAUCAGAGAAUCCACACUGGAGAGAAGCCCUAUAAAUGCCUUGAAUGUGGGAAAAGCUUUAGUGACCAUUCUAAUCUCAUCACUCACCAGAGAAUUCACACGGGGGAAAAGCCCUAUAAAUGUGGAGAAUGUUGGAAAAGCUUCAACCAGAGCUCAAACCUUCUGAAACAUCAGAGAAUCCACUUGGGAGGAAAUCCUGACCAGUGUAGUGAGCGUGGGGGAAACUUUGCCCAAAGCCCAUCUUUUAGUGCUCACUGGAGGAAUUCUACAGAAGAGACAGCUCCCGAACAACCUCAAAGUAUCAGUAAGGACUUGAAUUCUCCUGGACCACACAGCACAAACUCAGGGGAUAAACUCUAUGAGUGUUCUGAAUGUGGAAGAAGCUUCUCUAAGAGCUCUGCCCUCAUUAGUCACCAAAGAAUCCAUACGGGAGAGAAACCAUAUGAAUGUGCCGAAUGUGGGAAAAGCUUCAGUAAGAGUUCCACCCUGGCCAACCACCAGCGCACCCACACUGGAGAGAAGCCGUAUAAAUGUGUGGACUGUGGGAAGUGCUUCAGUGAGCGCUCCAAGCUCAUCACACACCAGAGAGUGCACACAGGAGAGAAGCCCUACAAAUGCCUUGAGUGUGGAAAAUUCUUCCGUGACCGUUCUAACCUCAUUACUCACCAGAGGAUUCAUACAGGAGAGAAGCCGUAUAAGUGCAGAGAGUGUGGGAAAUGCUUUAACCAGAGCUCCAGUCUUAUUAUUCACCAGAGAAUCCAUACAGGGGAGAAACCCUACAAGUGCACAGAGUGUGGCAAAGACUUCAACAACAGUUCCCACUUCAGUGCUCACCGGAGAACCCAUGCAGGAGGGAAGGCAUCGUAGGGGACAGUUUCCUCAACAACAAAAGAGGACUCAAUGUAUAUAUCUUAUAUCAUAAGAUGUAUGCUAGAGAGAAACUUUCCAAUUUUUAAGCUUGGUGUGUACCCAGGGAAGUUAUCUUGGUAUAAACCAGGUAAUUUGGAAGUGAAUUACAAAUACUAAGGAUCCAGAUUUGAAGGCACUUUUAAGUGUAAUUUGUUUUUCUUCUGUAAAGACCCACACAGAAUCCUGACUGUCCUUGUAUUUGCUAUCAUGUAAGAGCUGUGUCAGUAUUUGAGCCAAACUGGCAACUUAGGAGAUUAGAGUUAAAUCAGUGGUCCUGAGCAGUGAUUCCAAACUCUCACUGUGCCUUCACACCAUCCAUGUGUAAUCCACCCCAUCAGCAGUGGUUCUCCUACUUUCUCAGUGGGGGCAUAUCCUCAAGGGAAGAUGUUGUGACUCUGGUGAGAGAGGAGUUGGCCUAGAGCAGGCCACUGUGAGCUCAGCACAGAGUAGGAAGAACAGUGACAUCAUUACAAAAUCAUCAAUAGCAGCAAUAGCUGGUGUUUAUUGAGCUGUUGCUCUUUGGCAAGCUCUGUGCUAAGAACUUUGUAUACAUCAUCUCAUUUAAUCUUCACAACAGCCCCAGGAGAUAAGUACUAACUUUCUCCCCAUUUCCUAGAGGCUUGGGAAAUUAAGUAACUUGCACUGGUCACACAUCUGUAAGUGGGAGAGAUAGGAUUCAACAGAUCUGUCUGUCUUGAGUCUGUCGUGCUCUUAUUGCUAUACUGAAUUCCCAUUCAUGUUAGGUAACUUAGGGGCCAGAAUCUCCAUGCACUUUGUAGACCACAUUUCCUGUUAUGAAAUUUCCACAUUUUGAAUUUUUAAAACAAAUAUGGAAACUGAGAAUCCCUAAGGAUUAAAGGACUUGGGAUAUCCAGAA